GGCUUAUAUAUGGAUUUAUUGAAAAUUUACAGGACGGAUCACAUGGCUAUUGUGGUUUGAAUAGAGCUAGUGUAUAUAUAAAUAUGGGGGGUAUUGAUCAUUUUAUUUAACUCUGAGUUUCAUAUAACAUUGGGUUAAUUUAUCAGUCAAUCUGUGACACAAUAAGUUAGUGUAACAAGAUCCCUAGGGGUUUUGUUUAUCAUAAUUAUCUCUUUGUAACUAAAUGGACAAAAAGUGUUGUUUAGCUUACACAUGGCUCAGUCUGACUUCUAGAUUUCCACAGCAGGGGAUUCAUGCCUUUAAGUUUUGUUCUAAUCAUUGAAUAUGGAUCUAUAAUUUGAGGUUGAGUUUUACCCAGGUGAUCGUCACUGGACGUGGAAGCCCCUACAGCGUGCCUACAGACAACGCAGUUUACAGAAACAGAAACAAUCUAAGAUGGUUGACUCAAAACGAAGUGAAGCAAUAUUAAAAAACUUAGCUCAAGAAUUGCUCACGGAUGAAGAGUGCCUUAUAUUUAAGCAAGCUUUACAUCAUUUUCGUGUCUCGCAUUCUGUCCCCGCAUUGUGCCAACAACUUAGACAGGUGAUAAACACAACUCCAAAAAUUCUCCUUUUGGUAGAAUUAAGCAUGCGAAUGCCUUCAAACUUACAAGACGAUUUCCAUAGAUUAUGUUCAUUACAAUUUCCAAAUUAUGACUCAUAUCUAAAAAUAAUCACUAGUGGUAACGCAAAUGAAAUGCCACAUAUCAUUGCUCAAGAUAAUUCGGGAAAAAUUAAAGUUGUUUCGAGAGGAAGUGAGAAAAAACUGAUGAUGAAAUACAAUAAUCAAAAACAGACAUAUGAGUUACGUUCCUUGCCAGGGACCAGCAUUACGAGUGGUGUUUACAGCAAUGGAAGUGAUAGUGAUGAUGAUGAUUUUGAUGAAAUAGAGGCUUUGAAGGACAAUCAGGGUAAUGGUCGAGCAACUCCCAUUCACUUAGAAGGGAAGAAGAAUGUUCAUAAAGUGUUUUUGAAUCGUCAUGAGGACGGGAGUUUAGGGCUUGGUAUAACAGGAGGGAAGGAGUAUGGUACGGAACUGGUCAUCAAUGUGGUAGAAGAGGAAGGGCCAGCAGCCUCACAGGGUUUGCAAGUGGGUGAUAAGAUAUUGGAAGUGAAUGGGCACAAUUUUCACAACAUAACCCACGCAGAAGCUGUCAUGAUUAUGAGGAAUGCAUGGAACCUCAUUAUCCUCAUUGAAAGACCCAAUGAAAAUGAAGAAGAUACAGAUGAUGUUGACAGAGCUGUCUCAAGGAAACCCAUAAAGGAUCUUGAAAUUGUUGUGUAUCCCUCAAAUACCGGAAGACUUGGCUGUAUAACUCAAAGACUACCAUCAAGUGACUUGCUUGUACAGAGUGUGGAACUUAAUUCUUCAGCAGAGAAAGCUGGUUUACAAGUACAUGAUCUGAUAUAUAAGGUUGAUGGUGUGAGUGUCCGGGAGCUGUCGGAAAAACAAAUUGUUAUGCUUACAAAAGCCAAGAGAAUCAAUAUGAAUAUCAAACGCUAUGAAGGAGGAGAUAAUAUAGAUGGUCUUGAUGGGAACUUUCACUUACCAACCCCAAAUCAACCAUAUCGGAGAUCCGAAUCUGAGCCUCGGUCAGAUGGUGGCCGUCACCAUUCUUCAGAAUCGCACCACUCACGACAUCAUUCAAGUAAUCCUUCACCGCGAUAUGUGUCCAACUUUAGUUCAUAUAGUCCUCAUUCUACCCGACGAUUAGUAGAUCAUCCCGAGCAUUUAGUCUACGGCAAUAGACCUGUACGGGAAGCUAACUGGAUUAUUUCGCCAAAGCCUCGAGAACAUAGAUACACACAGAGGAGACAAGUUGUUAUGAGAGAAGCCAACCCACGUAUUUAUCAUAACAGAAGUCGAUCAGAAGAACGAUAUGAUAGUCGCUCACAUCCGAGAACUAUAGUUCGGGAAAUUAGUGUACCCAAUGCUGGUAAAUCGAGGUACAUUAGAAAUCGUUCUCAUUCCGCACAUAAAAAUACAAUACAGCGUGUACAUCAUGAAGAUAAUGUGAUAAGAGCCAUACAAAUGGGUCUAGAGAAACGACAACGUGCUGUCAGACUGUCACUCUAUCAGAUGCCCGACCCUGUCGACUACGAGUGGGAAAUUUAGCAAUAAUUCAACAACUAUAGCUGUGCUAUAGGCUACAUUAGAGUACACUUUAUAUUUGAUAUAAUUUACUAGUUUCAUAUUUAUAAGUUCAUAGUUUACAAACUAUACAUUAAGUAACUAGUACUUUUAGAAAAAAAAUAGCUUGAUGUAUAUCAUUGUCAAAUUGUAAUUGAAGCUCAUUGCAAUAUAUAUGAGUAUAUUGUGCUGAUAUUCCUGGUAUAUUAUGCUGAAUGAACAAUAUGUUAUGCAGAAUUUCUUGUGAUAUGCUAAGGUUGUGGUAUGCUGUGCUAGUAUUCUAAACUGAUAUGUUAUGCUGAUAUUUGUGAAUGUUACACUAUGACUUGAUGUAGUAUGUGAUACUAAUAUAAAUAUCAUAUUAUCUGAUAACAUUGUUUUUUUCUUGUUUUUUACAUUCUAGUGUGAUUUCUUGCGUUAAAAUUUAACAAUAUUAUGCAGACCUUGAAAAAUGUUAUGCUGACAUUAAAAAUGUUAUGCAUACAUUAAAUAAUGUUAUCCUGACAUGAAUAAUGUUAUGCUGAUUAUUAAUUAUUAUGCAUACAUCAAUAAUGUUAUGCAUACAUUCAAAAUGUUACGCUGACAUGAAAUAAUGUUAUGCUGACAUUAAAUAAUGUAAUGCUGACAUGGAAAAUGUUAUGCUGACAUGCAAUAAUGUUAUGCUGACAUGUAAUAAUGUUAUUCUAAGAUUAAAAACUGUUAUGCAUACAUGUAUAAUAUUUCAUGUUAUUCUGACAUUAAAUAAGGUUAUUCACACAAUGUUAUGCAAACAUUUUAUGCAAUGCAGAUAAUAUUAUGUUAGGCUGACAUUAAAUAAUUCUAUGCUGACUUGGAAUAAUGAUAUUCUGACAUUAGAUAAUGUUUUGCUGUUAUUGAGUGAUGUUAAAUUGACUUGCAUUAAGCUUAAUUAAUGUUUUAUAAUAUUAUGUAAUAUUAUGCUAACAUUGAAUGUUGCUAUACUUAUAUUUUAAUUUAAACCAUACAAAAUAAAGUUAUAGAAUUUUAUGCUACAAUGAAUAUUUUAAGACUAAAGUAAUGACUUGAAAUGAGACAAAGUUCCAAGUCAAGUUUAUAAAACUGUACAUUUUUACAUUAAAGAAGCUAUAGGGCUUGCUUAUAGAAUAUUGAUGGCUCUACUAUAUUCCAGCUUUACUGGUAGAGGGAGACCUCGGGGUGCCUGUUUGUGCCUGACAUAAUGCAUUUAGGGCCACCUGAGGUUUCCUUUUACCAGUAAAGUGGGAAAGUUGCUAUGCAGCCUUUAUAGGGUCAAUGUGACUUAAAACCCAACAAAACAGCAGCAUAAAGCUGUAUGUGCAAUUUAUAUGAUAUACUCAGAUUGUGACUUAAGAAGUUAUUUAUUUCAUUAGAACAUUUCAAAGUAUGAACAUUAAAGUGCUGCACCAUUCGUCAUGUUUAUAUAUAUAUUUCAAAAUAUUCUUUUAGAUUUUUUAUUAAUUGUUUAUAACUACCCAGAAAUCCUUUUGUUAUUUAUUCUGUCUCUUUUAUGUAAAAUGAUCAUUUUUUAAAAAUGGUGUAGAUUUGUUGUUAUUGUCAGUCAGGCAGAAGAGUUACAUGUAUUAUGAUGGUAUUAUAUUCAAAGGAACUUGGAAAUGGAACCACCUAUUGCGGCGCAUAUUUUUGAUUCUUAUAACUGUGCAUUUUUCCGAUACUGUAACUGCUUUUCUUUUUUUUUUUAAUGUUUCUCUUAUAUUUGAAUAUUUUAUCGUACUAUCAGAGUGUAUGGCAUCUAAAGAAUAUAAUAUCAAAUUAACAUGAGUUGCUUGUUUGAAAAUUGGCCAAGUUUGACAAUAUCAUAAAAAAAAAAUUUUUUAAAGGAGUAGAUUUAGUUAUGCUAAAUAUUUUGUAUUUUAUAAAACUUCAAUUUUUAAAAAAAAAAUGAAACAAUUUUCUGGGUGGACAUCUUUAGCUUGUUGAUAUAUAUAGAAAACAGUAAAGAUAAUAUGUCUGUUUGGUGCAAUAAAAUGUGCUUGAAGUAAAUUUGACCGAUUUUCAAACUAGCAGGUUAUAUCAAAUUUAAAUUAUAUCUUUAUUUAAAGACUACACACUCGUACAAGUAUGUACAGGAUUAAAAAUGCCCCUACCCAAGUUUCUAUGAUUUUUUUAUCUAACAUAAGUUAAGAUUGAAGGUAAUUUUAAUUUUAUUUCUGUUUCCUUUUAUCAAAUAAAAGAGUGUCUCAAACUUUUAGUCAGUUAGCGUCCAAUUUUCUUUACUGUUCACCUGUCUAUGUGCUUAAAUACUGUGUUUAGUGUAUAAAUUUAUUAUUCUAUAUCAGUUUUUUAAAAUAUGAUAAUUGUCAUUAUAUAAUGAUAAAUGCCCAUACCAACAUAAUUGUACAUGAUUAUUGACAUACCAAUAUGGAAAUCAUACUAAUGAUAGAUUUGUGACACAAACUAACAAUAAAGAAUUGUAACACACCUAAUUAAAUAAGAAUGUAAGAUUUGAGACACACAUUAACAAGUAAAACAUUUGUGACAAAAAUUGAUAAGUUGAACAUUUGUGACACACAUUGACAAGUUAAACAUUUGUGACACACAUUGACAAGUUAAACAUUUGUGACACACAUUGAUGAGUUAAACAUUUGUGACACACAUCGAAAAAGUUAAACAUUUGUGACACACAUUGACAAGUAAAACAUUUGUGACACACAUUGACAAGUAAAACAUUUGUGACACACAUUGAUGAGUUAAACAUUUGUGACACACAUUGAUGAGUUAAACAUUUGUGACACACAUUGACAAGUUAAACAUUUGUGACACACAUUGACAAGUAAAACAUUUGUGACACACAUUGACAAGUAAAACAUUUGUGACACACAUCGAAAAGUUAAACAUUUGUGACACACAUUGACAAGUUAAACAUUUGUGACACACAUUGACAAGUUAAACAUUUGUGACACACAUUGACAAGUUAAACAUUUGUGACACACAUUGACAAGUUAAACAUUUGUGACACACAUUGACAAGUAAAACAUUUGUGACAAACAUUGAUAAGUUAAACAUUUGUGACACACAUUGAAAAAUGUUAAACAUUUGUGACACACAUUGAUGAGUUAAACAUUUGUGACACAGAUUGACAAGUUAAACAUUUGUGACACACAUUGAUGAGUUAAACAUUUGUGACACACUUUGACAAGUUAAACAUUUGUGACACACAUUGACAAGUAAACAUUUGUAUUACACAUUGACAAGUAAAACAUUUGUGACACACAUUGACAAGUAAAACAUUUGUGACACACUUUGACAAGUAAAACAUUUGAGACACACAUUGACAAGUAAAACAUUUGUAUUACACAUUGACAAGUAAAACAUUUGUGACACACAUUGACAAGUAAAACAUUUGUAUUACACAUUGACAAGUAAAACAUUUGUGAAACAUUUGUGACACACAUUGACAAGUAAAACAUUUGUAUUACAAAUUGACAGGUAAAGCAUUUGUGACACACAUUGACAAGUUAAAACAUUUGUGACACACAUUGCCAAGUAAAACAUUUGUGACACACAUUGACAAGUAAAACAUUUGUGACAUACAUUGACAAAUAAAACAUUUGUGAAAUUCACUGACAUGAAAUCAUAUUUUGUAAUUGCCCAUUUUCAAUUUUGGGAUAUCAAGAUGAAAAAUAACACAGCCAACUGUAUUAAGCACAGAUGUGCAUACUGGUUGGGCACUAUACUGGUGGCAAAUGCUCAUCAUUGUUAACUAAUUCCUGCAGGUUAAAGGCUAAGAAAGAUGAGCAUUUGAUGACUGUAAAUUAGUUUAUUUAAAAAACAUUAGCAAUAUCAAGUAUAAUUCAUUUCAUAGGUUGAAUAAAAUACUCAGUAAAUUAUCAUACACUUCAAACAUGUAUACAGGGUAUGCAUAGAUUUUUAUGUUCAAAUAAAUAUGAUAAUAAUGUGUUCUCUUCUAAUCAAAAUUAUUUAUUUAGAGCUUUCUCUUGAACAAUCAUGAGCUACAUAUUUUAAUGCUUUUUUCUUAUUCGUUCCACUGCCAAUUCUAUUUACUUGUCAUAUUAUCUCCCUUGAACUAUCCUUGUGCCAUUACCGUCACUGGUUGUCUCCCUUUCUUCAUGUAAAAUAAAGUAUAUAAAAGAUUCUUCCAAAAUACUUACCUACUUUAAAAUGUAUACCUGUUAUGACAGAGAGGCCACCCAAGCACGUUAUAUAAUCUAUAAAUAGCUUUGAAAUGCCUUUUUCUCCGAGUUGUUCAGACUGCAAAAAUUAUAUAUAUUAUAAUUAUAUUCAACCUUUUUUCCCCUUAAAAUAUAUUUAGUUUUUUCUUUAAAAAUAAAUAUUCUGAAAAUUCACCUAAAUACCUAAUGAUAUGACUUGAUGUUGCAUUAGUUUUGUUGUUAUUAUUCUGAAGAAACGUUGGCAAAUUAUAUAAAUAAAAAUCAAAGUAG
Messenger RNA from Ruditapes philippinarum (Manila clam), 6587 nucleotides. RefSeq lists its product as uncharacterized. Gene Ontology annotation, molecular function: protein binding. Bases 436 to 2154 code for a protein of 572 amino acids. Gene Ontology annotation, cellular component: plasma membrane. The transcript has 7 exons. The record is from RefSeq and is a predicted model, not a curated record. NCBI's taxonomy places the organism in Eukaryota, Metazoa, Mollusca, Bivalvia, Venerida, Veneridae.